Larimichthys crocea (large yellow croaker) is the source of this 1398-nucleotide messenger RNA. RefSeq names its product major histocompatibility complex class I-related gene protein-like. The coding region runs from base 41 to 1186 and encodes 381 amino acids. The transcript is spliced from 6 exons. The record is from RefSeq and is a predicted model, not a curated record. NCBI's taxonomy places the organism in Eukaryota, Metazoa, Chordata, Actinopteri, Sciaenidae. Gene Ontology annotation, cellular component: external side of plasma membrane. Gene Ontology annotation, biological process: immune response.
CGAUCCGCCCCCCCUGGUCAGAACAGACACUCCUCCCUUCAUGAGCACUGGUCAGGAAACAGAACAGAGGAAGCAGCUCGGUUUUUCCACGACACGUCUUCAUCAAAACAAGAUGAAAAAGUUAUUUUUGUUGCUUCUCUUCUGUCAAGUUUCAUCAUCAGUGAAACACUCUCUGAAAAUUUCCAUAACUGGAUCUUCUGGACUCACAAACUUCCCAGAGUUUGUGGCAACUCUAAUGAUUGAUGACAUUUCGGUAGGCUAUUGUGACAGCAACAGAAAGAAGAUAGAACUAAAACAGGACUGGAUGAAAAAAUUAUUUGAAGACGAUCCUCAGCAUUUGGAGUGGUACACUAUAGAGUGUCUUCAGAGUGAGCCAAUCGUCAUCAAAUACUUGAUAAAUUAUUUGAAGCAGCUCUUCAACCAAAGUGGAGGUGUCCACAUUGUACAGAGGGUGAGUGGUUGUGAGGUGGAUGAUGAGACUGGAGAGGUUAGCGGUUUCAAUCAGUAUGGUUAUGAUGGAGAAGACUUCUUAUCAUUUGACCUGAAGACAUUGACAUGGAUCACUCCUAAACCACAGGCUUCAGUCAUGAAACAGACAUGGGAUGCUGACAAAGCCGGAACAAGAUUCAAUGUGAUUUACCUCACACAGAUUUUUCCUGGGUGGCUGAAGAAAUAUUUGGUCUAUGGCAACAGCUCUCUGCUGAGAACAGAGCUUCCCUCAGUGUCUCUCCUCCAGAAGACUCCCUCCUCUCCAGUCACCUGCCAUGCUACAGGUUUCUACCCUGACAGAGCCAUGAUGUUCUGGAGGAAAGAUGGAGAGGAGUUUCAUGAGGACGUGGAGCACGGAGAGAUCCUCCCCAACCAUGAUGGAACCUUCCAGAUGAGCGUCGACCUGAACCUUUCAUCAGUCACACCUGAAGACUGGAGGAGGUACGACUGUGUGUUUCAUCUCUCUGGUGUAGAGGACGACAUCGUCACCAGACUGGACAAAGCAGAGAUCAGGACCAACUGGGAGCAGCCCAGUAACAUGAUCCUGAUCACUGCUGCAGUGUUUGUUCUUGCUGUCCUCAUCGCUGCUGUUGGAUUCACUGUCAGCAAAGAGAAGAACGCUGCUGAGAUCGCUGAGAAAGUCAAUCCGGAAACACACACUGACGCCAACAACAAAACAGGAAAUGCUGUGACCUGAACCUGAACUGUGUUCUUACUCUUCAUCACAGGAUUCAUCCUCAUCCUCAUCGUGGGAGUGACUGCAUGUCACAAAGUACACACAUUACACCAAUGACCCUCUGAGCUAAUAAACAAACGUAGCAUCAGGUAACUCCUCUACAGGUAAACAACAUGUAUGAAUAUGAAAUACACUGAAAACUAAAGUACUGAGAAAUAAACAAUAUACAGGUA